UUAAAGGGCCAGUUCACCCCAAAAAUAAAAAUCAGCUGUCGUCGUUAUUUCUCGUUAAAAUGUUCAGUGAAGAUUAGUCCCAGCUGCAGUUUACAAGCUUUAAAACAAAGAGCAGGAGCAGCAGGAGGAGGUGGAGGAGGUGGCAGCUUCGUCACUCACAGCUUCUGCUCAGUCAUACACGCACAGCCGGGGGAUUUAUUUAUUUAUUUUUUUACCGCAGUGCAUCUGCAGCAUCCUCUGAUCUGAACGACAGGGGUGCCGCUGUGUCGUAGGGGGAAGAAAGCACCGUUAACUGGAUCUGGACUGUAUUUAUUAUUAUUAGUAUUAGUCGUAUUAUUAUUAUUAUAUAUUGCUGCUUUUUUAUUAUUAUUUAUUUUUGCUUUAAAUGUAGCCGUCACGCAGUUUCAUCUGCAAUGCCAACACGACGGAGGCAUCUCUUCCACUCGCACGGGGUCAUUAGAUAGGUGAUAUUAAAAUAUUUUCAGCUGUCAUCGCACUAGAGGACAAUAUAUAUAUUUAUUUAUUUUUUCAUCGGAGGAGACAACAACAACAACAAAAGGAGACACGGCCUCUAAAGCAGGACAGUAGGCUCUGGUUAUGGAUUAAACAUUGGUAGCUUGUAGUCUGAAUAUAGAGCAUGCAAUUUAAUUAUAUAUAUGCACCGGCGUGUUAAAUGUAUUAUAGAUGCACGUGUGUUUAUUCUAAGCAUUGUGCUGUGUGUAAUUUGCCAAAAGAGCAGAGCAUGUGGCCCCAGGCUGAUCUAAUGAUUGCUCUGUGGAUUUCAUUGUAAGACCUCAGGGGGGAAACAAAUCAAAUCUCAGGGUGUUGGUCUGGAGAGGGGGAAACACUGUGAGUUACCAGAUAGUCUGGAUUGUAUCUGUAUCAUAUGCUGCUCCUAUAAUUAAAAGCUAAAAAUUUAAAAAAGCCAGCACUACAUUAGAAAGGUUGUCUCAAAAAGCAGCAAUAAUUUGUGGCAAUAAAUUCUGUUGCUGGUUUGAGCCAAAGAAUUGAGACUGUUAGGACGUAGAUUUCAUUCAUGUUGCACUUUGUGAUGCAUGUUUAGCUGCUAGCGUCCUCACUCAUACAUGUAAUAUUGGCCUGCACUUUAAAAAUUAACACAUAAGCUCAAGUCUUUAUAAUAUAUACAUAUAUAUAUAAAAGAAAACCUUUGCAAACUCGGAGGUGCUCGGUUUAUGAGUGUCAUCUUUUUUGGAGCUCCACACUUGGAGCGUUAGGGUUAAAGUUUGUACUUCUUGAGACCCCUCCUAAAAUCAAAAACAGCUACUCUAACGUCCGGUGCCAUGGCGGCGUUACACCUACUGCUCCUUUCUCUUCUCUGCACCUUGUUCGUGUAUCAGUGUCAUGGGGCCUGUGCAGAGGUGGACUCGGACACAGAGGCGGUGGCAGGCAAAGGCUUCAAACUGGGCUGCAUCUCCUGCAAGAGGAGGAGUGAGGUGGAUGGUUCUGCCACUGUCGAAUGGUAUUUCAGGGCCAAAGGAGAGGCCGACUUUGUUCCUAUCUACACCUACGACGAGGACGGCCCCACCAUCAAGCAUGACCACUUCAUGGACCGUCUGGACUGGAAUGGAAGCAAGAGGAGCAACGACAUCCAAGAUGGGUCCAUAUACCUGCUCAACGUCACCUUCAACGACACGGGAACCUACAGCUGCUUCUUCAACCGCAUCCUCUUCUACGCCAACUAUGAGUACAACACUGUUGUCAACAAAGUGGUCCAACUCUCUGUGGUGGCUAAAGCCACCAGAGGAACAGCUUCCAUCGUGUCUGAGGUCAUGAUGUACGUGUCCAUCAUUGGCCUUCAGGUCUGGCUCCUCAUAGAGAUGAUAUACUGUUACAGGAAAAUAGCAGCAGCCGGGGAAGAAGCAUUACGAGAAGCAGCAAAUGCUGAAUAUUUAGCGAUAGCCUCGGAAAGUAAAGAUAACUGCGCAGGAGUGCAAGUCGGAGAAUAGCACAGGCUUCUUCCAUGGACUGAAAACAUCGUUCCACCAUCAGACCUGCAUGUAGACAGCUUGGAAGAAAAACUCCUCCUCAUCUCAAGCCUCUAUUUUAGUUUUUUCCUCGACAAAGAUCCCAAAUGGAUACGACAUACAAAGAGAGCAUGGUACCAGCACUGUAUAUAGUAUUCUGCGCGCAAGAGCAUGUACUGCACUUACAUGAGAAAAAAACAUUAUGCAUUAAUGAGCCACAUUGUUAAAAGCAUAUACUGUACAUACAGUAUUUCUAUAAGUAUACGUAGUCACAUUUAUAUAACAUGUAAGUGAAGCUAUGGUGUUGGACUCCAUGAGGCUGAUUGUCAAAGGAAGCUUUUUACUACAUCAUCACCAACUAAUGUACAAACAACGAGACACACAACACGUAUGGUAAAGUUAUUUAUAAAAAUAGAAUGUGAUGGACUAUGAUAGACUGUCUUUCCAGUUGCUAGUUGUACAUUCAAUGAAAUCUUAAGAUGUACUAAUAAAAACAGAAAAAGCACACGUGACGGAGGAGUCUUCUGUCUUUAUAAAUAUUAUAAAGAUUAAAUGGUUGGCUGAUAUUACAGAAAUAACACAGACAAAUUCCAAUUAUUAAUCCUUUUUUAUUAUUAUUUUCAUGCAUCUUCCAGAGAGCUAAUAAAACCCCAUCAUAACAACUCAAAGCCGGGCUUUAAAUCACACCCACCCUCAUCCACACAACGAUUUAAGGGAAUGGUUCAAAAUUUAGAGAUGUGUGUACCAAUUUCUUUCCAAAGGUUACUUGAGACUGGCUGUGUGUUACGUAUUCGUGACAUCGAAACCAUAUCGCUUGUUCAUUUGUGAGCUGGUGGGCACCUUUAUGCUGAGCUAGGCUAUUUACUUCCAGACACCAGCUCUGUAAUUUUGGCAAACAUGAGAGUGGUGGUAUCGAUCUUCUCUUUGGA
Messenger RNA from Larimichthys crocea (large yellow croaker), 2914 nucleotides. RefSeq names its product sodium channel subunit beta-1. The transcript has 6 exons. Gene Ontology annotation, biological process: regulation of heart rate by cardiac conduction; regulation of sodium ion transmembrane transporter activity; cardiac muscle cell action potential involved in contraction. Gene Ontology annotation, cellular component: voltage-gated sodium channel complex. Bases 1302 to 1967 code for a protein of 221 amino acids. Gene Ontology annotation, molecular function: transmembrane transporter binding; sodium channel inhibitor activity. NCBI's taxonomy places the organism in Eukaryota, Metazoa, Chordata, Actinopteri, Sciaenidae. The record is from RefSeq and is a predicted model, not a curated record.